AAAUGAGAAUUACGUGUCGUGGUGUCAACACGCUUCUUCUAAAACGUCCACGCUUUCAUGCCUGACAUUAUCUAAAACCCUCCGGCGGUGUGCGCUCAACCAUGGCGGUGCCGCUUUUCAAUCUCGCUCCCGAUAUGGCUGUCUCAAGACUCUGCCUAGGCACCAUGACGUUCGGCGAGCAGAACUCUAUGUCUCAGUCCUUCCAGCUCCUCGACAAAGCCUUCCAAUCCGGAAUCAAUUUCUUCGAUUCCGCCGAAAUGUAUCCGGUGCCGCAGCGUGCAGAGACACAAGGAAAGAGCGAGGAGUAUCUCGGACAUUGGAUUCGCUCCCGCAAUAUCCCGCGGGACCGUUUGGUGCUUGCUACUAAGGUUUGUGGCCCAUCGGGGAAAAUGACUUGGAUACGAAAUGGACCAGAAAGUGUUGAUUCCAGGAAUAUAGCAGAGGCACUUGACAAUAGUUUGCUGCGCCUACAAAGUGAUUACAUUGACUUGUAUCAAGUUCAUUGGCCGGACCGCUAUGUACCUAUGUUUGGAGAAACUGAGUUCGAUUCUCACCGGAACUUUCCCUAUGUUAGUUUUGAGGAACAACUUAUUGCUCUAGAGAAAGCUAUUUGUUCUGGUAAGAUAAGAUAUAUUGGACUAAGUAAUGAGACACCGUAUGGUCUUAUGAAGUUCCUUCAUGUUGCUGAAGGUCUCUCUCGCAAUCCUAGAGUAGUCUCUGUGCAGAAUGCUUAUAAUCUCCUCUGCCGAAAUUUUGAUUCUGGAAUGGCAGAAUGCUGUCACCAUGAGAGGGUAAGCUUACUAGCAUAUAGCCCUUUGGCAAUGGGUAUUCUCUCCGGGAAAUAUCUCUCUCUUGAUGGAGGUCCAAGCGAUGCUCGUUUGAAUUUGUUCAAAGGGAGGUAUGCUGAAGGGGAAUCAAGAUACAAUCUGUCAGAUGGUAUCACUGGAAAAGCUGCCAGGUUAUAUUUUUCCAUUGCAAAGAAGUAUGAUGUUCAUCCUGUAUCAUUUGCUAUAGCUUUUGUUUUGAGACACCCUCUUGUGGCCAGUGCUGUUUUUGGAGCUACAAAGCUGUGGCAGCUCCAAGAGGUGCUCGAUGGCUGCAGAGUCGAGCUUACUCCAGAGAUAAUUGCAGAAAUUAAUGAGGUGCAUUCAGCAUUUCCCAACCCCUGUCCCUAGAAAAGUGUUCGGAACAGUUCAGAUAAACGCUGUAGCACAAUAGUCUCUCGUGCUUGGAAGAGUGAAGGGCAUUCCCAACCAAUGCUUUCGUAUAUAACCAGAAAGAGCGGCUGCUAGUCAAUCCAUUCAUCAUAGCCUCGUCCUUCUUCGCCAUUGCUUGAAAAUUAUAAGGGUAUUUGGUUAUAUUGGAAGAGGAAUUCUUGAUAUAGGUGCUUGAAGGGUGUUAGUUAUGUACAUGCAUUGAUACUUUUAUGUGCCGAUGCUAAUAAUGUUGUGCAUACUGUUUUGAACUCGCCUUAAUAAAGUUUCUGGCUCUCUCUCCUGAGAUUUGCAUUUGUGCUUUCCUUUUAUCGAAAAACAGUAGGUAGGACUAUUGUAGUUAUUGUAAUUAGGAACACCUUUCGCGUGUAGACUCAUGAAUUUGAGUUCCAUUUGGAAUAAAGUUUGGGUUGGUGGGUUGGGCCCCAAAUUUUAA
Messenger RNA from Salvia splendens (bonfire salvia), 1650 nucleotides. Its product is annotated as protein tas. NCBI's taxonomy places the organism in Eukaryota, Viridiplantae, Streptophyta, Magnoliopsida, Lamiales, Lamiaceae. The transcript is spliced from 13 exons. The record is from RefSeq and is a predicted model, not a curated record. Bases 102 to 1175 code for a protein of 357 amino acids.